AUGCGGCGCAGCUAUAUACCUAUACUAGAGACUUUGCUCCAAAGUGAGACAAGGAUGGGAGAAAAGGUACAGAUCACUGUCACUCUGACAAAUGAACUGCCACCGACGUCACCGGUGUGCAUUCAGUUUUACAACAUAAUAUUCAGAAGGAUCCUGAGAAUGCUUGACAUGCAGCAGAUUGGACGCAACUACUACAACCCCAAGGAUCCACUCAACAUCCCACAGCACAGGCUCACCAUCUGGCCAGGCUACACCACAACCAUCCUGCAGUACGAGUCUGCCAUAAUGCUGUGCACUGACGUGAGCCACAAGGUCCUGCGUAGUGAGACGGUGCUGGACUUCAUGGUCAACCUGAGGCAGAAGACUGGAGAUCAGCGAUUCUCUGAGAUCUGCGGCAAGGAGCUGAUUGGUCUCAUAGUCCUCACCAAGUACAACAACAAGACCUACAGGAUCGAUGAUAUCGCAUGGGAUCACACUCCUAUGAACACUUUCACAAAGGCAAACAAAGAAGUCUCCUUCAAGGACUACUACAAGUCUCAAUACAGCCUGGACAUCCGUGAUAACAACCAGGUGCUGCUGAUUAGCAAUGUGAAGAAGAUGGGGCCCGCUCAAGGCCCUCCUCCUGGCCCGGCCAUGCUCAUCCCAGAGCUCUGCUUCCUUACAGGCUUGACUGACAAGAUGCGAGCUGACUACACCAUCAUGAAGGACUUGGACAAACACACCAAAUUGGAACCACAACAGAGAGAGUCGCGCCUCAACAGAUUUGUCUCCAGUUUGCAUAUGAACACUGACGCUCAGGCAGAGUUGGACAAGUGGGGACUCAGCUUUGACAGGGAACUCCUGAAAAUGACUGGCCGAGUCCUCCCAGGGGAGAGGAUUUUCCAGGGAUCUAGAUCGUAUGAGUACAACCCCAUGAUGGCUGAAUGGGCCAAAGAGAUGCGUGGCAUGCCUGUCAUCAGCUCUCCUCCGAUUGACAAGUGGUUCAUGUUUCACACCCGGCGUAACGUCAACGAAGCGAUGUCCCUUAUGCAGACCCUCGGCAAAGUCUCCGCUCCCCUCGGGAUCCGCAUGCAGAAAGGCGUCAUGAUCGAGUAUGACGACCAAUUGGAGUCUCUCCUCAGAGCCCUGCAGCACAACGUGACACCCCAAACACAGAUGGUGGUGGUGGUCCUCGCCAGCAACAGGAAGGAUAAGUAUGACUCCAUCAAGAAGUACCUCUGUGUGGACUGCCCCACCCCAAGCCAGUGUGUGGUGGCCCGGACCCUCAGCAAACCCCAGGCACUCAUGACCAUAGCUACCAAAAUUGCUCUGCAGAUGGCUUGCAAGGUUGGAGGAGAGCUCUGGAGCGUGGAAAUCCCUCUCAAACAGCUGAUGAUUGUGGGCAUCGACUGCUACCAUGACAUCUCUGCCGGCAGGAGGUCCAUUGGAGCUCUGGUGGCCAGCCUAAACCAGAGCAUGAGCAGGUGGUAUUCAAAGUGUGUGCUGCAGCACAAGGGGCAGGAAAUCAUGGACGGACUCAAGAUGGCCUUGUGUGGUGCUCUGAAAGACUACAUGAAGUUCAACAACUGUCUGCCUUCGCGCAUCAUUGUGUACCGAGACGGGGUGGGAGACGGCCAGCUGCACAGCGUGGUCGACUACGAGGUGUCACAGAUCCUGGACUGCAUCAAGUCCAUGGGGGAAGACUACGUGCCCAAGCUUACUGUGGUGGUGGUGAAGAAGCGCAUCAGCUGCAGGCUGUUCAGCCUUGUCACUGGGAAGGCCACCAACCCCCCCCCAGGCACCGUGGUGGACUCAGUCAUCACCCGUCCAGAGUGGUAUGACUUCUACAUCGUGAGCCAGCAUGUGCGCUUUGGCAGCGUUGCCCCGACCCACUACAACGUAGUGUACGACAGCAGCGGCCUGAAGCCUGACCACAUGCAGCGGCUCACCUACAAGCUGUGCCACAUGUACUACAACUGGCAGGGGAUCAUCAGGGUGCCCGCUCCGUGCCAGUACGCCCACAAGAUGGCCUUCCUGGUGGGCCAGAGCAUCCACAGGGAGCCCAGCAUGAAGCUGGAUGACCUGCUCUUCUAUCUGUGAGGAGGAGGAGGAGGAGGAGG
Molecule: messenger RNA, 2099 nt
Organism: Notothenia coriiceps (black rockcod)
Lineage: Eukaryota; Metazoa; Chordata; Actinopteri; Perciformes; Nototheniidae
Gene: piwil1
Product: piwi-like RNA-mediated gene silencing 1
Exons: 17
Coding region: 1-2079 (692 amino acids)
Molecular function (GO): protein binding; RNA binding
Source: RefSeq, a predicted model, not a curated record